Messenger RNA from Fukomys damarensis (Damara mole-rat), 3835 nucleotides. It is a transcript of the gene Sema4b, whose product is annotated as semaphorin 4B. The transcript is spliced from 18 exons. Bases 1 to 2940 code for a protein of 979 amino acids. The record is from RefSeq and is a predicted model, not a curated record. Gene Ontology annotation, biological process: negative chemotaxis; axon guidance; semaphorin-plexin signaling pathway. Gene Ontology annotation, molecular function: semaphorin receptor binding; chemorepellent activity. NCBI's taxonomy places the organism in Eukaryota, Metazoa, Chordata, Mammalia, Rodentia, Bathyergidae.
AUGGUGGCACGGGGCCAGGCCAAGGGAGCUGGGUUGCAGCCAGCUCAUGUCUGCGAGGCCUGCCUGGGCAGCCUGCCAGCCAGCACCCGGGAACGGGAACGAGGAGGGGGCAGAGUCUACUCCAGGAAGGACGGCUUUAGGAUCCGAGAAUGUGGCUCCCAAGCCUAUGUCUGUUACUGGCUAAGAGUGUACCUUCUGCUCCUUACAGAGGUUUCCCAUCUGCUCAUGGGCUCAGUGCAGGGGUACAGCCACGCCCCUCUGCCGCUUGGUGGCACAGCUGCUAUUCUGGCCCUCAAAUCCGGGAAGGAGGUAGCAGUGAGGAGAGGGCUGAUGGAGAAGGAAACCCGCCUGUUGGGCAGUGCCGGCAGUGCCAGAGAACAAGCAUCUGGUCCUCAGCAGCAGCCACCUUCACAAAGGCGCUUGCUCCUGCCUCCAGGUGCCUGUGCCGUCCUCUCCCUUGUCCCCAACUUCCUACUGGAGUGGCUGUCCCGAGGUGGUCAGGGUGUGGGCGAUUUCCCUGGAAAGCUGGCUGCCCAUCUCACAUGGGAGCAAGGAGUCACACCUAUCUUCCUGCUCCCAGGCUCUAAAGAGCGGCCGAUCCUCAAGUUCAAAGCCGAAAACGUCUCCAACUAUACAGCCCUUCUGUUGAGCAAAGAUGGCAGCACCUUGUAUGUGGGCGCCCGGGAGACCCUCUUUGCACUCAACAGCAGCACCAGCUUCCUACCGGGUGGGCAGUACCAGCAGCUGCCAUGGCCCGCGGAUGCAGACCGGAAGCAGCAGUGCAGCUUCAAGGGCAAGGACCUGAAGCGUGACUGUCAGAACUACAUCAAGAUUCUGCUGCCACUCAACAGCAGCCACCUGUUCACCUGUGGCACAGCAGCCUUCAGCCCCCUGUGUGCCUACAUUAGCGUGGAGAACUUCACCCUGGCACGGGACCAGGCGGGAAAUGUCCUCCUGGAAGAUGGCAAGGGCCGUUGUCCCUUUGACCCCAAUUUCAAGUCCACAGCCCUGGUGGUUGAUGGGGAGCUCUACACAGGAACAGUCAGCAGCUUUCAGGGGAAUGACCCAGCCAUUUCCCGCAGCCAGAGCCCGCGCCCCACCAAGACCGAGAGCUCCCUCAACUGGCUGCAAGAUCCUGCUUUCGUGGCCUCGGCCUAUAUUCCCGAGAGGCUGGGCAGUUCCCACGGUGACGAUGACAAGAUCUACUUCUUCUUCAGCGAGACUGGCCAGGAGUUCGAGUUCUUUGAGAAUACCAUCGUGUCACGUGUUGCCCGAAUCUGCAAGGGAGAUGAGGGUGGUGAGCGGGUGCUGCAGCAGCGCUGGACGUCCUUCCUCAAGGCCCAGUUGCUGUGUUCUCGGCCUGACGACGGCUUCCCGUUCAACGUGCUGCAGGAUGUCUUCACGCUGAGCCCCAGUCCCCAGGACUGGCGCCAAACCCUUUUCUACGGGGUCUUCACUUCCCAGUGGAAUGGGGGGACCACUGAGGGCUCUGCGGUGUGCGUCUUCUCCAUUAAUGAUGUGCAGAGGGCCUUCAACGGCCUCUACAAGGAGGUGAACCGUGAGACACAGCAGUGGUACACGGUGACCCACCAGGUGCCCACACCCCGGCCUGGAUCGUGCAUCACCAACAGUGCCCGGGAGCGGAAGAUUCACUCCUCCCUGCAGCUCCCAGACCGCGUGCUGAACUUCCUCAAAGACCACUUCCUGAUGGAUGGGCAGGUGCGCAGCCAGAUGCUGCUAUUGCAGCCACGAGCCCGCUACCAGCGUGUGGCCGUGCACCGCAUCCCCGUCCUGGACCGCACCUAUGAUGUCCUCUUCCUGGGCACUGGUGAUGGCCGGCUGCACAAGGCAGUAGGCAUCGGCCCCAGGAUGCACAUCAUUGAGGAGCUGCAGGUCUUCCCGCCAGGACAGCCCAUUCAGAACCUGCUCCUGGACAGCCACAGGGGUCUGCUGUAUGCGGCUUCCCACUCCGGCAUAGUCCAGGUGCCUGUGGCCAACUGUAGCCUGUACCGGAGCUGUGGGGACUGCGUCCUCGCCCGCGACCCCUACUGCGCUUGGAGUGGCUCCAGCUGCAGGCACAUCAGCCUCUACCAGCCUGAGCUGGCCUCCAGGUUAUGGAUCCAGGACGUUGAAGGGGGCAAUGCCAAGGAGCUCUGCAACGUGUCCAGGCCCAAGCCCCCAUCUUCCGUGACAGUGGGCCAGAAGCCCUGUGAACGUGUCCAGUUCCAGCCCAACACGGUCAACACCUUGGCCUGCCCGCUUCUGUCUAACCUGGCCACCCGGCUCUGGCUCCAUGACAAGGGCCCUGUCAACGCCUCAUCAUCCUACCGGGUGCUCCCCACUGGGGACUUGCUGCUGGUGGGCAGCCAGGAAAGGCUGGGGGUCUUUGAGUGCUGGUCACAAGAGGAGGGCUUCCAGCAGCUGGUGGCCAGCUACUGCCCAGAAGUGGUGGACGACGGAGUGGCACACCGAACAGACCAGGGUGGCAGCAUCCCUGUCAUCAUCAACACAUCGCGGGUGAGUGCGCCAGCUGCCGGCAGGUCCAGCUGGGGUGUGGACAAGUCCUACUGGAACGAGUUCCUGGUGAUGUGCACCCUCUUUGGGCUCGCCGUGGUACUUCUGUUUCUGUUCUUCCUCUACCGGCACCGAGACGGCAUGAAAGUCUUCCUGAAGCAGGGCGAGUGUGCCACCGUGCACCCCAAGACUCGCCCUGUGGUGCUGCCACCCGAGACCCGACCACUCAAUGGCAUCGGCCCCCCCAGCACCCCACUGGAUCACCGGGGCUACCAGGCUCUGUCAGAUAGCUCCCCAGGGCCUCAGGUCUUCACGGAGUCUGAGAAGAGGCCACUCAGCAUCCAGGACAGUUUCGUUGAGGUGUCCCCUGUGUGCCCUCGGCCCCGGGUCCGCCUGGGCUCUGAAAUCCGUGACUCUGUGGUGUGAUGAGACCACCCUGGCUUUAGGGCCAUGACUGCUUAGAGGGUGUCUGCUGGACCCCAAGCCUCAUGAACACAGCCAGGAGCCUCCCCUCAGGAGCUUGGGGCCUGCCCAGCCUGCUGCUCUCCAGCCCUGCAUAAGGCUGCUACUGCCCAGCCAGGUGCCCCGAUGGUUCUCAACGGAGCGGGGUCUACCUUCCAGGGCUAGAGGCCUGCCUGGGUAGGUAGGACAAUGCUCCUAUGUACACUGAGCCCUUUGUUUAAAAAACAGCUGAAAAUGUGAAACCAGGGGGCGCAGGAGAUGACGGAGAUGCCACACACACAGCCACCCAGUUCCCUUGCCUCCCAGAACCGCUGGGAACAUACCCCAGGUGGUAUGGGACAGAGUUGAAAACCCUGCGCCAACUGGCCUCUUCCACCUUCACCUUAGCCCCGCCUCACUACGCUUUCUUACAAGAGCUGGUGGCCAGCUCACGCCAGCCAGCCAGAUGUAGCUUGGCACCAUCACCUGCACCUCAGGGACCAGAGGGCUGGCUGGCUCUGCAGCCCUCCCCAGACGUUAGGCUCAGAACCUGCUCCUGGACCUUUCCAGCCUGUAUCAGGCUGUGGCCACAGAGGAGGAGCAUGAGCCUGGGAGCGUAUGACCACAUAGGCCUUUCCCCUCAGGAAGAGACUGUUUGUUGACUGCCUGCCUUCAUCCCAGCCUGAGAACCGUGUGUCCCUUUGCACCACGUCAGCUCCUCUUCAAACUCAAGCACAUGGAACUCACUGGAGCCUGGCUUCUCCCUGGCCUGGUUCCCUCACUUGUUUCCACUCUAAGGGAUAUUCACACUGCCCAGAACAGGGCCCUGAAUUCUGUGGGUUUUAUAUAUAUUUUUAAUAAAAUGCACUUUACCUUUUCU